Prunus mume (Japanese apricot) is the source of this 677-nucleotide messenger RNA. NCBI's taxonomy places the organism in Eukaryota, Viridiplantae, Streptophyta, Magnoliopsida, Rosales, Rosaceae. The record is from RefSeq and is a predicted model, not a curated record.
AUGGGGGAUGAUCGGAAUACAUCUCAACCUUCUGCCGCCGCCGCUCUGCUCACCUCCGGUCAAGAUGUUCAGGACCAUGCCUGGAUGUUGGUGGAUUCACGCCAAAGUGAGGUCCGCCGCAAUAUAUAUUUGAUCAAGAAAUAUAUGCGCGAACUGUACGACAGAACGGAGAUAGAUAAAUCUCUGGGCAAACUGGGCAACAUAUCGAAGAUGGAGAAAUCUCUAGCCCAACUGGUCGAUUUGACGAAAUCAAUGUUGGAGCAGAUUCGCUCACUACAACCCACGGUGCAUAAGGCCGUUAAUCCUUACCCAAGGUUCUAUGAGGGUGAGGAGUAUGAAAUUAUUCACAUGAAGGCUGCACAUAUUUUCAACCGCUCCAAAUUAUACAUCCUUGCACAGAGCGGUGGAUAUAUUAUUGACACGAAGACUAUGUCAAGAUGUUCAUCUUUUCCUCUUCCCCCUAGCCUAUAAAUCAAUACAGAAUGUUGUAUCUGCGUAUGACAAGCUGUAUUGUCUUGCAAUCCGAUCAUCCUUCAACUCUAUUACUGACCCCUCAUUCAAGAGAUAUGAUCCUGAUAAGAAUGUCUGGGAGGAAAUGCCUUCUUAUCAAUUUUAUAAUCCUACGUUUAUAACUGGUUAUGCUGUUUGUUAUGGCAUUAUUUUGUUUUCAUUGUGUG